UUUUAUUGGGCUCUAUGAUCACACAAAGUUCGAUGUUCGAUUGGACCACAGUUGUCCACUAGGCUGCAAUGAACCAGUUAACCUUUGUCACCUGUCUUUUGUUCUGGUCGGGAUCUCAAGCGGCCUUCCAGGACUUUGUGAUAGGACCUGAGUCCUAUGAAGAUGCUAACGAUGUGGUCCCGUUUGGUCAAGAUUUUUCGGAGGAGAUGGACGAGGAUUCAAUGGUGUCAUUCCAGGACGUGCAACAUGAUGGAUAUGUGGAUACCAAUCUGCUGAUGAAGGCUCUAAUGCAGCAUGCCAAACGAUUGGGCAUGAGUUUGGAGGAACUUGCUAGCUUAAAUAUGCAGCAAGAAGAUGAGGAAUCUGUGAGCGAACUUGGUUGUUCGUCUGGGCAAGACGUCUUCGGAUACCCAGAAAAGCCUACUUGGCGGGAUGUACUCUUCAACUAAGCCAAAUAAAUGUCAUCACACGGUGAUCAAAGCAGCUGAA
This is a messenger RNA of Drosophila erecta, 489 nucleotides long. RefSeq lists its product as uncharacterized. The record is from RefSeq and is a predicted model, not a curated record. The transcript has 3 exons. NCBI's taxonomy places the organism in Eukaryota, Metazoa, Arthropoda, Insecta, Diptera, Drosophilidae. Bases 69 to 449 code for a protein of 126 amino acids.